This is a messenger RNA of Xenopus tropicalis (tropical clawed frog), 1805 nucleotides long. It is a transcript of the gene slc46a2, whose product is annotated as solute carrier family 46 member 2. Gene Ontology annotation, molecular function: transmembrane transporter activity. The transcript has 5 exons. Bases 262 to 1596 code for a protein of 444 amino acids. Gene Ontology annotation, cellular component: membrane. The record is from RefSeq and is a predicted model, not a curated record. Lineage: Eukaryota; Metazoa; Chordata; Amphibia; Anura; Pipidae. Gene Ontology annotation, biological process: transmembrane transport.
CAGACUUUUCCCUUUGUCAGCCACAUUACACAUUCUGCACUGACUGCCUGCAUGAGAACAUAUAUUUUUCUUCCUGAUCUGGGCUGUAAUGGAGUUAGAAUAUCUGUUUCCUGAUCUACUCUGCCAUAAAUGAUCUACUUUCUAAACAUGUUUCAGCAAUUAUUGUGAAACAAGCCAGCAGAACAGUUCAACAUAUUUUCAAGUCGGAUAAACCAACAUGGAGAUUUAAAGAAUAAGCAUUGAAAACAUAUAAAGAAGGUCAUGUCGAGAACCUGGAUUGAACCAGUGGUGGCUGGGGCCCAGAUAGCCAGCUCAUUUUAUGACACUGGGCUGCUUUUAGUGGUGAAGAGCCACUACAACCAAUCAUCUUUAUCUUCGAACAGCACCAGUGAUGAUGAAGAGCAGAAUGCCAUCUCUAACUUUUACCUAAUCCACAAUUUGAUCUUGGCACUGACCCCAAUUCUUUCUGCCUAUAUACUGGCCAACAUAGGUGAUAAAAAGAGCAGAAAGGUCCCGAUAUGUGUGCCGCUACUUGGCUACUUUGUAUCACGGAUGUUUCUUCUCUUUGUGAUUCUAUUUAAUUGGCCCAUAGAGGUCAUGUUUGGCUCUGCUGCUCUGAAUGGCUUGACUGGAUUUUUUACCACAUACUGGGCUGGAGUUUUGGCAGUUGCGUCUCUGGGCUCUUCUGAGAGCAAAAGAUCAGUUCGAAUUAUUAUCAUUGAACUGGUCUAUGGAGUGGCUGGUUUUGUAGGCAGUUUGGUAUCUGGCCAUAUAUUCAAGAAUUUUGAUAUUGCAAACCAGAAAGGUUCUGUCCUGGUAAUCCUCAGUCUUUGUUUUUAUGCCUUCUCCCUUAUUUAUAGUCUUUUUAUUUUUAAAAUCCCUAGAAUUGAAGAAACUGGGCCUGGCAACACAGAAUCAACAGAAACAUCCACACUGCUAAUGAAAAAUCCAACUGAGACAUCAACAGCAAAUGGUGUAACCAUGACUUCUUCUUCUAAGGUCUUCCUUGUUUUACUCUUCCUUAGUGCCAUCUUGUAUAAUGCAGCAGUAGGUGGUGCUGUGGAUGUGCUUCCCUUCUUUAUCAUUAAAGAACCCCUAAGCUGGGGUGCCGUAGAAGUUGGUUAUGCUAACGCCGCUGGCUACCUAAUAUUUGUAACAAGCUUUUUGGGAGUAUAUUUUUUCUCCAAACGUUUAACGGAUUUUGUCAUGAUUGGCAUUGGCAUUUUGUCCUUCAGUGCUGGUAUAUUCAUCAUGGGAUUUGUACAAUGGACCUUCUUGUUUUAUGUUGCUCGAGUUGUGAUGAUGUUUUCAUUGAUACCACUGCCAACGAUUAGAUCUGUAAUAUCCAAACAUGUACAAGGAUCAUCCUAUGGUAAAGUCUUUGUUGUGCUGCAGCUUUUAUUAUCUAUCACACAUGUGGUAACUUUAAUUUCAUUCACCAAGCUUUACCAAGCCUCACUGAAAUGGUUCCAUGGACUCUGCUUUAUCCUGGCAAGCAUAAUUGCUCUGCUCAGCCUCAUUCCCAUCAGAAUUGCAGCGUAUAUGCAUCAGUCAAGGACUACCAUUAUGAGCAGUGCAACACAUACAAUUUCCUAGAACUUUUCCAAUCUUCUACGUCUAUGACUUAAAAUGAAAAUGAAGACUUUAACUUUUUUUUUAAUUUAAAUCUCUCUGCUUUAUAUCAAGAUGUCAAUUCUUUGACAACACAUUUUUACUAGCAAUAUUAAAAUGACAGAUUUUCAUAUUGAAGUGAAAUAUAUUUUUUAUAUGUAGGAAUAACCUAAUUAAAUGUAUGUAUUGCAAUA